Messenger RNA from Chlorocebus sabaeus (green monkey), 3562 nucleotides. NCBI's taxonomy places the organism in Eukaryota, Metazoa, Chordata, Mammalia, Primates, Cercopithecidae. The record is from RefSeq and is a predicted model, not a curated record.
AUGGGCUCAGGCCACACGGGGACUUUCCAGCUGGCUGUGGGUGCUCGGCCGCCCUGGAAAAUCACUGACUUGUUUCCCUCAAGAAAAGGGCGGGCGGGCACUCACUGCCCCUUCCAUGGGUGCUUAAAGCCAGAUGACUGGGGCAGCCGCUGUGGAAGGCGAGCACUGUCAUCAGUGGUGGCCCUGGGAGCCAACAUCAUCUGCAACAAGAUUCCUGGCCUAGCCCCGCGGCAGCGUGCCAUCUGCCAGAGCCGGCCCGAUGCCAUCAUUGUGAUCGGGGAGGGGGCGCAGAUGGGCAUCAACGAGUGCCAGUACCAGUUCCGCUUUGGACGCUGGAACUGCUCUGCCCUCGGCGAGAAGACUGUCUUUGGGCAAGAGCUCCGAGUAGGGAGCCGUGAGGCUGCCUUCACGUAUGCCAUCACUGCGGCUGGCGUAGCGCACGCCGUCACUGCUGCCUGCAGCCAAGGCAACCUGAGCAACUGCGGCUGUGACCGCGAGAAGCAGGGCUACUACAACCAGGCCGAGGGCUGGAAGUGGGGUGGCUGCUCGGCCGACGUGCGUUAUGGCAUCGACUUUUCCCGGCGCUUCGUGGACGCUCGGGAGAUCAAGAAGAACGCGCGGCGCCUCAUGAACCUGCACAACAAUGAGGCCGGCAGGAAGGUUCUGGAGGACCGGAUGCAGCUGGAGUGCAAGUGUCACGGCGUGUCUGGCUCCUGCACCACCAAGACCUGCUGGACCACGCUGCCCAAGUUCCGAGAGGUGGGCCACCUGCUGAAGGAGAAGUACAACGCGGCCGUGCAGGUGGAGGUGGUGCGGGCCAGCCGCCUGCGGCAGCCCACCUUCCUACGCAUCAAACAGCUGCGCAGCUAUCAGAAGCCCAUGGAGACGGACCUGGUGUACAUCGAGAAGUCGCCCAACUACUGCGAGGAGGACGCGGCCACGGGCAGCGUGGGCACGCAGGGCCGCCUCUGCAACCGCACGUCGCCCGGUGCGGACGGCUGUGACACCAUGUGCUGCGGCCGAGGCUACAACACCCACCAGUACACCAAGGUGUGGCAGUGCAACUGCAAAUUCCACUGGUGCUGCUUCGUCAAGUGCAACACUUGCAGCGAGCGCACCGAGGUCUUCACCUGCAAGUGAGGCUGGGCCCGGAGGCGGCCGCGGGCACCCCAGACACCCAGCGGCAUUUUGCACAUCCAUCCUCGCCUUCCCUGCCUUGGUGCUGCCAGCGGCAGGCAGAGGCGGGUGCAGAAGCGGGGAGCUCCACGUGCAGGAGGACACUGGCCGGGGCCCACGCCCUCUACCCACCUCCCUGGGGCUCCUUCCUGCCACCUCCUCCCAUCACCUCCUGCUCCCCGACGGGGCCCAGCAAGUUCCCUUUCUUCUCUCUGGGAAAAUGAACCUCCAGGACACAUGUGUAUCCCAGAGAGCAAAGUGACGACGAGACUGAGCGUCCCCUGCCCCACCUGGCAACAUGGACACAGAAAAGCUACGCUGGCUGGCCCCUCAAGACCGAUUCCCAGGCCGAGUCUGCCGCUGGGCCCUGGGGCGGUGGGGACAGAUGUUGACACAAAUUAUUUAUGUUUUCUUAGUAUCAGAAGAGGAUUCUCAGCACUAAUGCGUAGCCAGUCGUAACUCCGUACUUUGUGUCAGCCCAUCCCCUCAACACCCUUUCUGUUUCCUUUCCCAGCCCCACCUGGCUGGCCCUCUGCCCCUGCAGAGCGGAGGCAGCCUGGGGUUGAUGGGGACCACGCAGUGCCUGCGGGUUCUAGAAGUAAGCUGGGCAGGGGCGCGUCGGACCACACAGCCCUGACCAGGCCUUGGAGGAGAGCCAUGGACAGGCUCCUCCAGGCCAUCUUUCCUUCUUUUGAAAAUCCUAUCAAUGGCUGGGCGUGGUGGCUCAUGCCUGUAAUCCCAGCACUUUGGGAGACUGAGGCGAGUGGAUCACCUGAUGUCAGGAGUUUGAGACCAGCCUGGCCAACAUGGUGAAACCCUGUCUCUACUAAAAAUACAAAAAUUUGCUGGGCAUGGUGGCGGACACCUGUAAUCCCAGCUACUUGGGAGGCUGAGGCAGGACAAUUGUUUGAACCCAGGAGGUGGAGGUUGCAGUGAGCUGAGAUUGCGCCACUGCACUCAAGCCUGGGUGACAGAGCGAGACUCUGUCUCAAAAACAAACAAAAAAAAGAAAAGAAUAUCAAGCAAAUCAAAAUGUCACCCAUGCCAGGUUCCAGGAGUGUGUUGUUCCCUCCCUCAUGCUGUCGCCCUCCCGGCCUGGCACCUCCAGUUUACAGAGCCCCCUUCCCCCUGGAGCCAGCCUGACCCCUGGGACAGUGCCGCCGCGGGGUGGGCAGGCAGGUGGUGAGUGGUCAGGGAUGUUUGUCCCAUUUGACAGAUGGGGACUCUGAGGCCCAGAGUGGCACAAGGACCUGCCAGAGACCCUGCAGCUGUGAGUGGAGGCUUACACCUUUCUCCUGUCCAGCCUGGGGCUCUGGACCCAGGAGAACACAUCAGGAUGCCCAGGGUGGCAAGAGGUGGCUCCCAUGCCUUGAGGCACUCGGCUGCUCCCUCCUUGCCAUGACAGCCUCACUGGGGCUUGCACUCCCCUCGGUGCCUUUGAGGGUUUGUCUGGCCCUGUCCUAGUCCUUUCACCUUGACUCCAAUGUUGAGAAAAUCUGUAUCCAGAGUUGGACGUGUCCUUUCUGGACGCUCCCACCCCUGUCUCUGAGGAGCGUGAGUGACAGAGGGAGGAACUCGUCCGAGGCCAGAGAGGAUAGUCUGCAGCUGGCUCCUGGUGCACCCUCCACUGCCCACAGCCUGGCCCCCAUUUAGGGUGUGUUCUCUUGGAAGUCUGUGGGAAUGUGUUCUUGAGCAGCCGACAAGCCAAGGGCCUGGGCCCAGCCUGGGGCAAGUGAGUCCCUCCUGGGCUCUGACCCUGUGGUCCAGCCCAUGUGCCCCUAACCAUGCCUGGAUGCUGUGAGUCUCUGGGCCACCAUGAAUACCCCACCCUCAGCCUGGCGCCAUCCCCUCACCCUCCCCAAGUCCCAGAACACCCCUGAGUCCAUAGGCCCGGCAGCCACUGCAAGGAACCUGGUUAACUUAUGAUGUUAUAUAGCGUCGAAAUGUCUAUAGUGUCUUUAAAUUAUUGUGACCUACACUGGGUACUGGAGUGGGGGAUGGCUGCGGCCCCAUCCCUCAUCCCCCAUCCCAUCCCCCAUCCCUAUCCCCCAUCCCUAUCCCCCAUCCCUAUCCCCCAUCCCUAUCCCGCAUCCCCAUCCCCCAUCCCAUCCCCCAUCUCCCGAACCAGGCUCCUCCUUCUGCUUGAACAGACCCUCGGGGCCCCUGAUGCCACCGAGCCACUCGCACUGUCCCUUGGCUGCUGGGCACCCCACUGAGCCCCUGCCCACCCCGAAGUCUGUCAGCAACAGGCCCUUUGCCUGGGUGAGACGGGGGUCAGGGUGGCCCAGAUGGGGGUGAUGGCGACCAAGGUGCUGCAUCCCGCCCUUCUGACAGCAGCCUCCCCUGGAGGGGAGUGCUCAGCCCAAUAAAAGCUGGAAUCAGAAAA